Medicago truncatula (barrel medic) is the source of this 381-nucleotide messenger RNA. Its product is annotated as secreted RxLR effector protein 161-like. Bases 1 to 381 code for a protein of 126 amino acids. The transcript is spliced from 3 exons. The record is from RefSeq and is a predicted model, not a curated record. NCBI's taxonomy places the organism in Eukaryota, Viridiplantae, Streptophyta, Magnoliopsida, Fabales, Fabaceae.
AUGACUUCUGUUUUGGAUAGACCUGCACGUGCUUAUGGUUUAGGUUUUAUUGGUGAACAUUGUGAGUCGGUUUAUGGCAAAUCCGGGUAUUGUAGUAGACCGGACUUAGCUUAUACGGGCGGUUUGAAGUACACAAGAGCAGAUCGAGAUGAAGACGCUUUGGAGGGGUAUGUAGAUGCGGACUAUGCGGGCAAUGUGGACACAAGAAAAUCCUUAUCGGGUUUUGUGUUUACUCUUUAUGACAAGGCUAUUAGUUGGAAGGCAAAUCAACAAUCCGUGGUGGCAUUAUCUACCACUCAAGCGAAGUACAUUGCACUUGUUGAAGGAGUGAAAGAGGCCAUAUUGUUGAAAGGGAUGAUUGGUGAGUUAGGAAUUACUUAA